CAAAACCUAUUGACAGUUGCUCCCAAUUCACAAAGAAGAUUUUCUAUAGCGCCCGUAAAAAUGUUCCUAAUGAUGAGUUGAGGAUUCUUACGCAUGCGAAUGAAGCAUUGUCCUCUGUCAAAUGAGUAAGCACUUUCAGGGACACAGCCUUCCCGAUUCCUCUAUAAUAAACUCAACUUAAUCCCGCAGUCAUAUGUUUAUUCCGCUCCGCAAAAAUUUUGCGGAUGUACGUACGAUUCGGAUAGCUACAAACACAGAGAAUGGAUGACAAAAAUUGUUACAGUAAAAGAAUCUAUCAAUGUUGGCUGUUACUCAGACUCGUGUCGUUGUGGAUAACUCUACAGACAUGUCAAGGUCAAUGCCCGCUUGGUUCGACAUCCUUCGAAAAAGUGGCCGGAGCAUCCCUGAGAGGUCAGAGACUGAUGCCGUUAUACAAGGGCACGCAGGGGGAGUCUUCAGUCACUUAUGAAUGCCUCUCCAGGUGUCGAGCACUAUCGGAUUGCAAUUCCAUGCUGCUCAGUUACACAGCUCAGAACUGCAUGAAGUCGACAGUGACAUCGGAAGGACGCCGAAGUGACAUCGCUGUGACAUCUCCGCCAUCAUCCACCAGUUACUUUGAGAAAAUAUGCCUCACUGCUCCUCGAUGCAAUCGACUUUGGACGUUCGAAAGAGUGGUAGGUUACGAGAUAUCUGGGUUCGAUGAUAGAACAGUGCCAGGCGUCAGCAGUCGACUUCAGUGUGAAGAACUGUGCCUAAGGGAGAAAGGAUUCAUUUGUCGGUCUGGAGAAUACGAUUACUCCUUUCAACAAUGUCGACUGAGCAGUGAAGAUAGGCGAUCUCAACCUUCAUCUUUCAGACCGGCAUUCGGCGAUGUCGAUUAUUUUGAAAACCAGUGUAUACCUGAUGGCAGCACGGGUUGUGAUUAUGAAGAGAAGUCAGAUACGGACAUUGAAAGGGUUGAUGCAUCCAUAACAUCAUCAUCAAAGUUUGAGUGUCAGCAGCAAUGCGACACAACACCGAAUUUCCUCUGUCAUGCUUACAGUUAUCGAGAAUCUAGUUCAUCGUGCAAAUUGAGCAGCGACGACACAUUUAAUCUAGGUUCCAGUGCUGUGCGCAGAAGAAUAGGAACAUCUUAUUACCAAAGAUCUAAUUGCCUAGAUUUGAAACUGACAUGUACUGAUACGACCAUGCAACUGGUACUCAAAACUAGAGAACCUUUCGAUGGACGAAUUUACUCGCAAAGCAAACCUUACGCAUGUCAAGUUUUUGGUGAGAAGCAGGUUAUAACCAGGUUUGUAAUGGAUGUUAAAGGCCAAUGUGGAGUUGAAGUUGAAGAUUCAGAUCAUAUCACCAAUACAGUUGUUGUACAAUAUCAUCCACUAAUUCAACAAAAAGGAGACCGUGUGAUAAAACUGUAUUGUUCACUCUUUGAAGAAACAAAUCGAACAAUAACUAAGACUUUCCAAGUUUCACAAGGGUUGGAGCCUGCUGCCACAGCUGUUGUAAAUGCCACCGCUCCCACACCCAACAUUCGACUAAGAAUAACAGAUGUCAAUGGAACAGAUAUAACAGGCACCAGAAUAGGAGAACCACUUUAUUUCCGAAUAGAAAUUGAUGAAGACAGUGUGUUUGGUAUAUUUGCUCGAGACAUGUUAGCUCGAAACGGAAGAGGAGAUUUGCAAAUAUCAUUGAUAGAUACUGACGGCUGCCCAACCGAUCCCAGAAUAUUUCCCGGAUUUGAGAAGAUUUCCGGCUCCAAAUCUCUGCAAUCCCGAUUCCAGGCGUUUAAGUUCUCGGAAGACCCCGUCGUGAGGUUCCAAGUGAAUGUUCACUUUUGCCUUGAGGAGUGCAAUCCAGUUGUCUGUCCCAGCGGAACUCAGUCCUGGGGCAAGAGAAGGAAAAGGCAAAUAGAAGACAACGAGAUCCCUAUUGUCCCGGAUUACCCAUUAUUCGCAGCAAUUGUCGUUGAAGGGUCACUGUUUGGAAACAAUUCUGGACCAACAGAUGCCCAAUAUAUCGAUGAAAGAAGCAUGGAUAUAUCUGAUGAGUUAGUUUGCACAACAAAAACCGUAGUCGUAGUUUCGUCUCUUGGUGCUUUAUUUCUACAAAUAGCUUUACUGGCUGCAUGUGGUACGUGCCUUCUUUUCACAAGAAAAGAAAAACGCGUACGGUACUCAGAAGACGCAGCCUCCACCAUAACUGAAACCCUUCCACCCUUCAGUUCAGAUGUUCAUCAUACCAGACUACGGUGAUACAGUAUUGAACACCUAGGAACAUUUUAUUCUUCAUCUCAGAAUGUUUAUGCAUGAAAUCGAAUCGAUCAAAGUUUUUGAGUUGACUGACUGAUGACUUCUGUAAAUGCAUCAUCUUAUGGACCCAUCUUUCUGCAAUUGACAAAACUUCGAUCGCCAUCUAGGGAAAAUGAGAAUCUGAUUGGUGAAAUAUAUUCUCUCUCGUGUAAAACUCACCAAUCAUGUUCGCCUUUUUACUUGAUGGCAUCCGGAGGUGCGUGACGCGCGUGCAGUGGGAACGGUACUUAAGUUAGGAUGAUGGACGAGCUUGUGUUGCCAAUAACUGUGAACAAAAUAUUUUGAGGUUUUUCAUAGAUGGAAUAUCACAAAUCGUAUCACUGCCUUUAUGCAUUCCCUAUUUUUCAGAAAUGUAACUUGCUUGGACUGUGAUAGAAAUUAUUAUCAUCGUUAUUGCCUAACCUUAACCGCCAUUUUAACAUUUUAUUUGGAAGCUUGUGUUUUUAUUUUGUAUAUAUGCAUAGUUCUGUGGCUAUAAAAUAGCCAUAAAUAACUAAUACUCGUGUACUUACAUUUGUCAAAAAAUAAUUAAUGUAUUCAUGUUUCUUAAUACGUUAGUAAAUUUGGAAUACUAAGUAACGUAAAUGUGUUUCUAUUUUAUAUAUAAGUACUUUUUCAUGCAGUUAAUAUACACUAAAAAAAUUAGAUAAAAAAAAUCAUUCAAAAUUAAUGAUUUUUUUAAUUCAUAGUGUAGAGAAAAAAUUAAAAAAUUUUAACUCCAUUAUUCAAUUAUAACAGCGAAACUUUGUAUACUAGACUUGUAUAUGAAGUUUUAUGUAUAAGGUGUCUAUGAUAUUAUAUUAAACCUUAAUUCCUUAUAUAAAUUAUGUCAAUUCAUCUAUGUAAUUCACUUGUAUUGUAUUUAAUCUUAAUACAUUGAAUAAACUCCGUUGGUGUACCUAAA
Parasteatoda tepidariorum (common house spider) is the source of this 3213-nucleotide messenger RNA. RefSeq lists its product as uncharacterized. The record is from RefSeq and is a predicted model, not a curated record. Gene Ontology annotation, biological process: anatomical structure morphogenesis. NCBI's taxonomy places the organism in Eukaryota, Metazoa, Arthropoda, Arachnida, Araneae, Theridiidae.